Messenger RNA from Eimeria acervulina, 484 nucleotides. RefSeq lists its product as hypothetical. Lineage: Eukaryota; Apicomplexa; Conoidasida; Eucoccidiorida; Eimeriidae. The annotation marks the transcript as partial. The record is from RefSeq and is a predicted model, not a curated record. The transcript has a single exon.
GGGGCUGCGGCCUGCUGCAGCAAAACUGAAGAUAUUUGCUCAUUACAGCAGCAUCAGCAGCAGCAAGAAGGUGUCUUUAUCUGCAGCAGAAGGAAGAAGACAAGCAGCUGCUGCAGCAUUGCGCUACACCGGAGUCGCAGCAGCAGCAGCCGCAGCAACAACAACAACAACAACCACAGCAGCAACAACAACAGAAGCAGCAGCAACCACGAUAGCGACAGGAGCAGCAGCAGCACCAUCAUCAGCCGCAGCAACAGCAGGAGGAGCAGCAGGAACUGCAGCAUCAUCAUCAUCAUCAUCAGCAGCGGCACUAGCAGCAGGAACACGAGCAGCAGCAGCAUCAUCCCCAUCAUCAGCAGCAUCAUCAGCAGCAGCAGCAUCAUCAGCAGCAGCAGCAUCAGCAGCAGCAGCAGGAGCAAGAGCAGCAGGAGCAAGAGCAGCAGGAGCAAGAGCAGCAGGAGGAGGAGGAGGAGCAGCAGCAUGA